AUGAAGUUAUCUAUAAUAUUAUUUACUCUGAUUCUUCUCAUUGGUUUAUGCACAUCUAGUGAAGAAUUUCAUGAUCGUAGAUCUCUUCAAGAGUAUGUUGAUAGUUUUGUUGAUGCUAAUAAAUUCAAACUUGGAGGAUCAUCAAGUAUUAAUGGUUCAGCUAUCAGUCAAAUUUGGUCUUUUUUUAAAGCAAAAUAUCGCCGUUAUUAUUCGUCGACAGGAGAAGAAAACGCACGUCAUCGUAUAUUUAUUGACCACCUUAAAUAUGUAUUAAAAUCAAAUCUUGAAAAAUUACGUACAUAUCAUUUAGCAUUAAACCAAUUUUCUGAUUGGACAUUAGCAGAAUUUGAUGCAUUCAAAACUGGUUUAAGGAUUCCGCCUAGUUUACGACGAAGUUUAAUAGAUGAUGAACCAGAUGAAGAUGCAUUACAACGUAGUUUAGCAAAACUAUAUCAACGCCAUUAUCAUUCAAGAAGAUUAAAACGAAAUUUGAACAAACGUCGACAUAAAGAUAGACGAUUCUGGCGUGAUUGGUUUGACAAAUUUUUCAAUUAUGAUAACAAGAAAAAUGAUACUAAUCCACAAACUAAUGUAUUUGAUUGGCGUACAAAAAAUGCUGUAAGCAGUGUCAAAAAUCAAGGAAAAUGUGGAUCUUGUUAUGCAUUUGCUGCUGUUACAGUUCUGGAAGCACUUUAUGCUAUAAAAACAAAAUCUCAAAAUGUUACUGAAUUCAGUCCACAACAAAUAGUUGAUUGUUCAAGUGAAAAGUAUGAAAAUGAUGGCUGUGUUGGUGGCAAUUUCCCACCCAGUAUUAGUUAUAUAUCAGACAAAGGUGGUAAAAUAGCUACAAAGGAUUCUUACCCUUAUGCAGAGAAAAAGGAAUCGUGUCGAACAGAUGGUAUUAAUGAAAUUGAUCUUGGUAAAGUUGAAUAUGUAGAGAUUCCUUUAGGAGAUGAAAAAAAAAUGGCCGAAGUGCUUACUAAAUAUGGACCAAUAUUUAUUGGCCUUGAUGCUGACUCCAAACUUUUUAUGUUUUAUGAAAAAGGUGUACUUAAUAUAGAUAAUUGUCCAACUCGUCCACAAGAUAUGGAUCAUGCUUUGACUAUUGUAGGCUAUGGUUAUGAUGAAGCACUUAAAACACCUUAUUGGUUAAUAAAAAAUUCUUGGGGAACAAAAUGGGGUGAAAAUGGUUAUUUACGUUUAAUUAAAGAUGCUGGUAAUAUGUGCGGUGUUGCUUCAAUGGCAUAUUAUGCUAAGUUAACAUAA
Rotaria sp. Silwood2 is the source of this 1266-nucleotide messenger RNA. NCBI's taxonomy places the organism in Eukaryota, Metazoa, Rotifera, Eurotatoria, Philodinida, Philodinidae. The record is from the annotation of a GenBank genome assembly.